Molecule: messenger RNA, 2985 nt
Organism: Pararge aegeria (speckled wood butterfly)
Lineage: Eukaryota; Metazoa; Arthropoda; Insecta; Lepidoptera; Nymphalidae
Exons: 10
Coding region: 200-2854 (884 amino acids)
Cellular component (GO): extracellular region
Molecular function (GO): chitin binding
Source: RefSeq, a predicted model, not a curated record
CGAAAGAGCACGCCAGUACCGCGGUUUUACGCAACCUGGGCCAAGCGCGAGUCGCAUUGAUUCUUUUAUAAGCUAAUCGUCAAUGAGUCAUUGGUUCAGGUUGGACUUUCGUGUAUAUCCUAAUCCACUUGACGCAGUGCCCCGUCAGAAUGUUCUGUGACCGUUGAUAUUAAUUAGGGAAUAAUAUAAAAUUUUCACGAUGACCGCAAAGGUUUUUCGAAAUCUGCCAGUAGUGUUUGUUUCAUUACUUACAGUUAUAGGAGGUUCUCAAGAUAGUAAUCGAGUGAAACGCCUGCGUGCUGAUAGCGCGGCGGUGCAGGAGCCAGCCCAAGCGUUGGACGCGCCUGAACCGGAACCCAACACUGCGCCUGCGCCGAUCGCCUUCAUACAUCCAUCUGUAAAGGAGUAUCUUGAACUUGGAAUGGCGAUACCUGGUAAACCUGGUACAGACUACCCAAUUCUAGGAGCCGUUCCAUACACCAACUUCUAUUGUGACGAGCAGCCUUAUCCAGGCUUCUUUGCUGAUAUGGACACACGUUGUCAAGCAUGGCACUAUUGCGACAUUGACGGUCGCCAAGCAUCGUUCCUGUGCCCCAAUGGCACUAUAUUCUCCCAGGGAGUGGCGUCUUGCGAUUGGUGGUUCAACGUAAGGUGCUCGUUAUCCCCCGCUCUGUACCCCCUGAAUGCGAGGCUGUACCGACGAAGAAAGAAGCAAAGCAGGCCAAAACCACAUAGGAAACUCAGUAUGGUAAAAUCAUUACAAACAGUUAUACCGGCUAUUGUGAAUUGUAUCACGAUAUCACCAAAUGGUAAUAGCCCAGAAAGAAAAAUGUUGGGUGGCAUGGUGAUCGAUGCACAAGCAAUGGGUCUUCAAAAACCAGAAGCAAUUAUAAGUACAAGAAAAUUUGAUAAUUCAUCGUUAUUAGCAAUUAAUGAAAGGUAUAGGAGACUUAUACCUUACAUGACAUUUUAUUAUGCUAAUGACUUAGUGACACCUACAACAGAAGCUCAGAAGACCAAUAAUGUCGAAGUAGAAAAAGCUCAAAUCAUUGAAGCAGGAACUGUGACACCGAAAGAAAGAGAAGCAAGAGUAAUAUACCCUUCCCAGGGAAAUCAAAAUAUUCCAAGAUAUCAUGGAAACAGAUUAACUCCAAUUAAUAUUGCAUCUUCUUAUCCUACUAAAUUAUAUUACAAAGAAAUACCAGCUGCAUAUCAUAACUCUCCAAAAUUAAAUCCUAUUUAUCAUUCUACAUUGCCAGAGUAUUCAGGUCAUAGUGGUUUGAAUAAUCGCGAAAAUGUAUACGACCGAUAUAUUCCAACGCAAAUUAAGGCUCCAAGUACACCUUUCAUGGUUUCUACAAGAAAACCAUAUCUAAAUGUUCAUGAAAACGUAGAACAUCCAAAUUUUCAAUAUUAUUCAUCGGACCAAAUCGAAGCUCCAAGAUAUAAACUAGUACCUUACGAGCAGACUCCUCCUAUUAAUAUAGUAACAGCGAAAAAACAGUAUAAUCCUCCGACUGCUCUAUCGAAAGAGCCCAUUUAUGUAAAACCUAAAACGAGUCUUCGUCCUCAACAUUUUGAGAUAUAUAAUCCCUACACUCGACCAUUGAAGACAAGAAAACCACCAACAACGAUUUCUGAAAUUUAUUAUGAGAGAAGACCUGAUGUGGUUCCUGCACAACCAGUUGUAGAAAGCGGAUUUCAACCAAUUGCAAAUUCGCAGUUUUUAACCACAGAGGCCCCUUCAUAUUAUACACCGUCAUACAAAGGCGAAACUUAUCCAAAUAUAAAUAAUGACCAUAACCGAGAUUCUCCAGCAGUUGAAGCGAAUACAUUUGCUCCCGAAGGAAACAAACAUAUACUGGAAUAUGUCAUCGAACCGGUCCAUACAAGCGAGAGAGAAGAACAGUCUGCGUCACCUGAUUCAGUUACUUUAGCAGAAUUACUGAACUCUUUGCAAAUCAAUAAAUCCAUUCCGAAACCGAUAACAAGGGAAAAUGUUGGCGCCUCAAUAAAAACACUAUUACAGGUACUGAGCACUUUAAAUGCUCAAGCUCAGCAGAAUGAAGUAGAAACAGUGCUUAGUUCACCAAAACCAUUCGAAGCCCCUGAAGUUUCAAUACAUUCAACUCCUUCUCCGCUGCUAACGACUACUCCAAAGCAGCUUCAUGAUUUGCACGAAGAACCCUAUCUUGCACCUAUACAAAACCCAUCACAGCAUUUAGAUGAGUAUCCAACUGGUGGUGGCAGUUCACAACGUUUUCCUCCUCCUGUGACAUCGGAUAAUGAGGGCGGAACUCCCGGCCGGCCUGAUGUUGAUUACCCUAUACUAACUGUUAUUCCGCCAACAAGUUUCGAUUGUAAAACACAGCGCUAUAAAGGAUUUUUUGCAGAUACUGAAACAAGAUGUCAGGUUUGGCACUACUGUGAUUUAAACGGCGGUCAAGCUUCUUUCUUGUGUCCCAAUGGCACCAUAUUCUCUCAAGCUGGUUUAACUUGCGAUUGGUGGUUCAACGUCCGUUGCGCCUCAACUCCGCAGCUGUACGUCUUGAACGAGAGUCUUUAUAAAUACAUUUUGCCUCACUCGCCCAAGUUUCCUGAAGACUAUAGCGGACCAUUGGUUGAUAAGUAUCUAAGUUUGAAGUUCAAAGAAAUGGAGGAACAGUUUAAAAAGAACAAAAACAAGAAGGUAGCGUCGGAUAAAACGGAUUCGGAUGAAUCCACCGAGAAAGAUAGUUCCAUUGAAGAAAACGCCAGCGAAGAACAGCCCGAGGAAUCUUCUGUGAACCGAGCAAAUGUAAUUGUAGAAUCACCUGGCAGUAGUGGUAAUGUCCAGAGGCUACAAGACGAGUAAAAUAAUUCUCAAACCGAAUAUUAAAUUGAAUUUGUUGCUUUUUCCAUAUUAUUGUCGUUUCUUAGUGCUUGUUUACGUAUUACGUAUCAGGCGAGGGGGUGAAUUUUAUACUUACUUGUGUACAAUAAGCA